This is a messenger RNA of Trichosurus vulpecula (common brushtail), 4590 nucleotides long. RefSeq names its product Smad nuclear interacting protein 1 (gene SNIP1). NCBI's taxonomy places the organism in Eukaryota, Metazoa, Chordata, Mammalia, Diprotodontia, Phalangeridae. Gene Ontology annotation, molecular function: mRNA binding; protein binding. Gene Ontology annotation, biological process: miRNA processing. The transcript has 4 exons. The coding region runs from base 25 to 1305 and encodes 426 amino acids. Gene Ontology annotation, cellular component: nucleus. The record is from RefSeq and is a predicted model, not a curated record.
AGCCGACUGGCCCGGGCCGCGAGGAUGAAGGAGGCCAAGUCCGAGCGGGAGCGGAGGCAGCGGCGCCGGCGCCGGCGGCGGCGGGAGGACGAGGACGAGCCGGGGGAAGCGGCGGGGGACGACGUGCUGGUGCCGGAUCUGUCGCUGGUGAAGCAGGAGAAGCGCAGCCCGACCCCCGCCUCCCGCUCUCACCGGCCACGGUCCCGGGCCCGGCGCGGCUCCUCGGGAAGUCCGAGCCCGGCGCGGGAGGAGGAGGCGCCGCUGCCGCCCCCGGCCUCGGCCCCGGCCUCGCGAGCCCGCAGCGCUCGUGCCUCCGGCGACCGCGCCGGCAGCUGCAGCAGAUCACCAACCAAAAGGAAAAACAAGUCCUUUGGGAGAAGAAGCAGAUCUCCUCGGAGUAAGAGAAGCCGUAGCCCUCACCAUCCCGUAGUCAAGGUGAAGCAGGAACGUGGUGAAAGUGAAAACCGUCCCAGGAGAGGAAGAGAUGAAAGGCAACACAGGGAGCAAUCGGAACAAGAACACAGACGGGAGAGAAAUGGUGACCGAGACAGACACCAUAGCCAUUCUAACCAGAGGAAGACCGCUAGUGAGAGGCCUAGUGGUGGGCGGAAUCGAGAUGCCCAGAACCUACAGGAACAGGAAGCAGAAAGAGAAUUUUAUAACUCUCGGCGACGGGAACGUCGCCAGAAGAAAGAUGUGGGUGGCAGCAGUGAUGAGAAUCAGGAGAUUGUUCUGCAGUCUGCUGGUGGCCACAGUAAAGGAAAAGACCCACCAAAUAAAGAGAAACCCAGCUUUGAACUGUCAGGGGCACUCCUUGAGGAUACCAACAUGUUCCGUGGUGUGGUGAUAAAGUAUAGUGAGCCUCCAGAAGCACGGAUCCCAAAGAAACGCUGGCGCCUUUACCCCUUUAAGAAUGAUGAGGUGCUCCCGGUCAUGUACAUCCACAGACAAAGUGCUUAUCUUCUGGGCAGACACCGGCGAAUUGCAGAUAUUCCUAUUGACCACCCCUCCUGUUCAAAGCAGCACGCAGUAUUUCAGUAUCGGCUUGUAGAAUACACCCGUGCUGAUGGAACAGUUGGCCGAAGGGUAAGGCCAUAUAUCAUCGACCUUGGCUCAGGUAAUGGGACCUUCUUGAACAACCAGCGCAUUGAACCACAGCGUUACUAUGAACUAAAGGAGAAGGAUGUGCUCAAAUUCGGGUUCAGUAGCAGGGAAUAUGUACUGCUUCAUGAGUCUUCAGACACCUCUGAGGUGGAUAGAAAAGAAGAUGAGGAUGAGGAGGAGGAGGAGAUUUCUGACAGCUAGCAAAUUCAGAAGAAGCUCCUGUAGCUGUUAAGAGAAUUUUUCCUUUGCCGAAGGCCUGGACUUGGAAUUUAAAGAGCAGAGCAGCACUCCCUGGUGCCUCUUAUUGCCUUAAGUCUUUCCUCUGUUGCUGAUCAGCUUAUGUUAAAAUUUAAGAAAUUUGAUAAUUUGUGGUUUUGGUUGAACUUAUUUCUGUAACCCGUUAGCCACACAAGUGUGGACAUUUGCUUUCAGAAUAAUUUCACCAAUAACAGUCUGUCCAUUGUGUAUAGUAGAAGCAUGAUGGCGUGGCAUGAGUUGGUGCUCUGGAAACUAUUGCCUGAUAACUGUAGACCCUUGGUUAAAAAGAGAAACAUGGCAUGUUCUCUUUGUGCAGCUAUUUGCUUUGUACAGUGACUAAGAAAUAUGGACCAGCAGUUUUUCACAUUUUAUUUUUUGUAAAUACCUAGACAGAGAAUUUGGCCCAAGUUUUGGUUAUCAGCAAAACAGACCCCCAUUAUAUAUACCGAAGCUUCAGUCCAGUUAACCUUGAAUCAUAGAAAUCGAUCUCAUUAUUUAAGUCUUUGAGAAUGAGAAUUUUACCACACAUAUGACCUUAUAGACUGCUUACAUGCAGACAAAUAUUGGGUCCUGAUGAACUACAUGACAGGACAGUAAAACCAUGGCCAUUGCGGGGAAGAGAUUAAAAUGCAUCCUGGAUCUGUUUCUUACAUAAGAGGAUUCUGUAUUUCCCAAAGUAGCCUGGGUCUGUCAUUAAUUUGGGUUUUCUUGUCUGUUUAACUGCUUUGCAUUUAUUAUAACAUCAUUUUUUUCUCCUAACUCAUAGCGUCACUUGUGUGGGAGGAUUACCUCAGAUGUUGGAGCAGUCUAUUCAUUUUAACUAGAUUUGUGUGUGCUAGAAAGAAAUUUUUGUUCUACUUACUGUAUUUUUUAAUAUCCUGGAAGGCCAUGUCUAUCAUCUUUCCCCACCCCCCCCCCAUAAGCAGGGAGGAGCUGAGGUAAGGGAAACACCUAUUUACUAAUCUUCCCCAAGUCAAAUAUGUGUGCAUCGAAUUUUGUCUGUGUACAUAUGUUGUAUAUAUAAAUUGGAUGAGAGAGUGUGUGGGUGGGUGUGUGUGGGUGGUGGCUGGAGGUGUGUACUACAUGCAUCUGAGUGGUUUUUUUUGUAAUGUAAAUGGAAUACUACAUUAUGAGUAAAGGCAUAGAUCACCCUGUUAUUUGAAUAGCAGGAUCUCAUUUAUUUAUAGUUUGGGAUCACACAAUAAAAGAAUCUGUAAAUGUAGCCCUACUCAGCCCCAAAGUGUAAUACUUUCUAGUAUAAAGCCUUUUGAUACUUUUUGUUUUUAAAAAGGUUUAAAUUUUAAAUUUUUUUUGAAGUGAAAAUAAAUGGUGAUUGAGAGGGGAAACAGGUGGGAACACCACUGACAACCUAAACUAAAUUCCAGAUCACUAAUCCAUAUAAAGAGCGUUGAGCGUUUUGAAGCAUCAGUGCUUUCUAAAUUGGGAGCAAGAUUUUUAUCCUUACCAGGGAGUGUAAAGAAGCUUUUGUGUAUGCUAUGUAUAGUUGGCCCUGUAUAAACCAAGGCCUGAUUAUUCAGUCGAUGGAUUAUUUGUACCCUUCCUCUCUUCCCCUCCCAUAGGGCCUUGCUAUUUCAGUCUACACAAACACCACUCCCAGAGUGCUGGUUAGGGAAAGAGAAAUAGAAAGUCAAUUAGCUUUACUAUUAAUUAGUUCUUAGGUUGAAAUGUAUGAGAUUUUGAGAUUAUCUCUGCAUGUUGGUUAUUUAUACCUGCUUUUCUCCCAAUGUAUCUUGUCAUGGACGAUGUUCAGACAGCCGACCAGUGUUGACCACUGGGUAUGUGGCGACAUGGUGUGGGUUUAGUGUUCAUUGUUUAGAUUGGGGGACAAAAAGCUUUGGAAAACAUGAUAUUUUGUGAACAUUUAAUAAGCUUAAAAUUAAAAGGGGCAAAAACUUACCAGUUUGUUCCCCUAGGUCUUUGUCUCCAAUGACUCUGCCAGCUUCUACAUGCUUAAUGUCCAGUAUCCAAUGUAUGCAUGUAUAGAAUCCAAUUUUGUAUUUUUAAAUUUUCUUUGAAACAGACUGAGUUUUCCCUUGGCCUGCUCUUGCUCUUUGUCUCUCUCACUCCGGUGCCUCUCUGAUCAGUUGUGUUGCUACACUGAUUGCCAGUGGGUUUUAAGGUCACUUGAUGCUGCAGAGCAGCUCUUAAGUUUUACUUCUAGCCUGCACUCUGGUGGAUGUAUCAAUAGAGCAUGGAGAAAAUACCAACUUUCCUACGUGCCGGCAGCACAGACAGAUGUUUUUGUACUAGGUUUUCUUCUUGACAAACAAGUAAUGGUUCCUGGAUUCAGUGAUUCUGAUGGAAGAUUUCUUUAAAAAGGAUGGAAGCAGUGGGCCUGGGAGCAGGCCGGCUGAGAUGCCAUUCUCCUCUAGCUCCAAAGCCAGGUAUCACCAGCAAAUUUCUAAACUGGAGUAGUGACAGAUGUUGUGCAAUAGUUCUUACACAUUCUAUCUGAGAAACAUGUUUAGUUGGACCGUUUGGUUUCCUCUUCUGCCAUCUCUUGUCAAACUUUGUUUGCAGUACCUUUUCUACUCCAAGGAAGAAUGACUGUCUAAACCAAAGCAAAGUGAAAAAUCAAAAUGCUUUUGAACUCUGGUCACUUGCAUCUCCUUAUUGAAUCCUGCAGUCAUUCUGAAGUUCUCCUGGAUUUUAUAUGAAUCCCAUUUCCUCAAAACUUCCCAUUAAGUGUUUUCUCCAGUCAUACCAUACCUACCCCCUCAUCCUCUUAUAGACAAGCAGCAUCUUAGUAAUUACAAUUUGUGAAGCAACCUUUAUUCUGACUUAGUAAUAAAAACAGAAUUCAUAGCUUGUGUCUGUAAAGAAUAGUUUGAUUUGGGUUGGAUUUUUUAAAUGGAAUUUUUAUUAUUGUAUUUACAUCAGUAUGCUAGUAUGCAAUGCAGCAAGGUUUUAGAAAUUCAUCACUUUUUAAAAAAUAGAUUUUCAGGAUGAUUAUUAUUUGAUAAAUAGUACAAAUGUUUACAUUUUAUAAGUCCUUAACUCCCUCUUUUUAAAAAAUCACUUAUUUGGCCAAGAAAUGAAACAAUGUUAAGUUGAAGUAGAAUUUUCGUGUGGUAUGUUCAGGUAUAUGCCAGCAGUCUCUGAAGAGCAAGAUAAAGGAUUCAGAAUAUACUAUGUUCACAAAUGUAUAUAAGUUUGUAUCAAGUGAAAUAGCUACUCACUUUUAAAUUAAAGUUUUGGAAUUAAAAA